Triticum turgidum subsp. durum (durum wheat) is the source of this 546-nucleotide messenger RNA. The record is from the annotation of a GenBank genome assembly. NCBI's taxonomy places the organism in Eukaryota, Viridiplantae, Streptophyta, Magnoliopsida, Poales, Poaceae.
AUGUGGAUAGCUUUUGCACACCGUGGCAUUCAAAUCACCUACGCAUGCAAGAUGCUAACCUUUGCUAUCCAGAGGUUAGAAUAUCUGCACUUCACUUAUGUUUGGUGGGCAAAUAGUAACAGCCUCCACAGCUAUAUAUAUGCAUCCAAGGGCCACCUUGAUGAGCAAUUUCGUCAGGUGGAGGACUUGCAGGAUGAAGCUAGCCCUAAUUUUGUGGAAGAAGUUGUGGUGGUGUUCUUUAAAGAUUCUGGCAGGCUAAUAUCAAACCUUGAGCAAGCUCUGGAGAAGUACCCCAGAGAUUUCAACAGGUGGGAUGCAUACAUGCAGCAACUGAAAGGCAGCUGUUCCAGCAUCGGUGCUUCUAGGAUGAAGAAUGAAUGCAUGUCAUUCAGGGAUAAUUGUGGGCAACGAAAUGUUGAAGGUUGCAUGGGGUCUCUCCAGAAACUGAAGAGGGAGCAUGCCAUCCUGAGGCAGAAACUAGAAUCCUAUUUCCAGCUGCUGCGACAAGCUGGUCCUGCUGGAGCAGCCACUAGACCUGCCAUGUAA